Messenger RNA from Botrytis deweyae, 459 nucleotides. RefSeq lists its product as uncharacterized. The coding region runs from base 1 to 459 and encodes 152 amino acids. The transcript is spliced from 2 exons. The record is from RefSeq and is a predicted model, not a curated record. NCBI's taxonomy places the organism in Eukaryota, Fungi, Ascomycota, Leotiomycetes, Helotiales, Sclerotiniaceae.
AUGUGGGAAGGCGCAAGGCGGGGAGAUGCCCAAGUUCGCAGACGACAGUCCAAUGAUGGACUUCUUAUGGGCUGGGCUAUCGAUUUCACCCUCGAUGGUCUGAAUACAAUAACAAAUCUGCAACGAGCUAUAGAUACUUCGAAGAAAUCAACAAGUAGUGGUUCGGUGUAUACCUAUUUCAUGGAACGAACACGAAUUUACGAUUUCGAGGCGAAUUCCCUCCCGCUGCGAACACAACUAGUUUCGAAACGAGUUGGCAGCAAAAACCAAGUCCACGUCGAAAGAUUCUCGAGUCUACGGAUGGCAACUCAUAUUGGCACAAAGCAGAGCUCCACGAUGCCAACCUCAAUUCAAACAUACAUAUUCUUAUCAACAAAACACAGAAUAGGAGAAGCUGCACCAACAAGCAUAUCCCGCGAUUGGGAGAGAAAUGGAUUCAACGAUGUAGGUGCAAUGUAG